This is a messenger RNA of Anolis sagrei ordinatus, 2396 nucleotides long. It is a transcript of the gene PITX2, whose product is annotated as paired like homeodomain 2. Gene Ontology annotation, cellular component: nucleus. Gene Ontology annotation, biological process: regulation of transcription by RNA polymerase II; anatomical structure morphogenesis. NCBI's taxonomy places the organism in Eukaryota, Metazoa, Chordata, Lepidosauria, Squamata, Anolidae. The record is from RefSeq and is a predicted model, not a curated record. Gene Ontology annotation, molecular function: DNA-binding transcription factor activity, RNA polymerase II-specific; RNA polymerase II cis-regulatory region sequence-specific DNA binding.
GAGGCUGCACUUAUUGCUGAAUUGUUGGACCAGAGAGCCGCCUGGGUUGGGAGGAGACGCCGCUGUUGAGGAGAAGGGGCUGCUUUGCCUGGUUGGAUCUACUCGAGGCCGCCCUGCUUCCGGGCCCCUUUGGGACACCGCCCAUGGUCGCGGACGGAGGAGAGGGGCUUUCUUCUUCGCCUGGCACGGCUUCUUGGGCGCCGCGGAAGCUCAUGCUGGGCAGCCCCUUGCCGUGGGACUGUAUGGGGGGAGAGCGAGGAGCUGGCUUUGCCGCCCGGCUCCAAGAGGACUGAGCCCCGCAAACAGAGCAGGGGCUUCUCCGCCGAGGCGCCUUCUCCUGGGUUUCUUCGCCAAGAGCCCCGACAGUUUCGGGGGGUGGCUGUGUCGCCGAUGAACUGCCUCAAAGAGCCGCUGAGCCUGGAGCGCCUGGGAGCCGGGAGCAAGCUGUGCGCGCCCUCCCCGUCCUCCUCCUCGUCCUCCUCUUCCUCCUCCUCGUCCUCUUCCUCCUGCCAUCACCACCACCCGGCCCUGGUCAUGGCUUCCUCCCUGGCCCCGGGGCAGCCGCGCUCCGCCUUGGAGUCCGGCAAACACCACCGGCUGGAGGUGCACACCAUCUCCGACACCUCCAGCCCCGAGGCCGCAGAGAAAGACAAGAGCCAGCCGAGCAAGAAUGAGGAGCCGGGCGCGGAGGAUCCGUCCAAGAAGAAGCGGCAGCGGCGGCAGCGGACGCACUUCACCAGCCAGCAGCUCCAGGAGCUGGAGGCCACUUUCCAGAGGAACCGCUACCCGGACAUGUCGACGCGGGAGGAGAUCGCCGUCUGGACCAACCUCACCGAGGCCCGAGUCCGGGUCUGGUUCAAGAACCGGCGGGCCAAGUGGCGGAAGCGGGAGCGGAACCAGCAGGCGGAGCUGUGCAAGAACGGCUUCGGGCCGCAGUUCAACGGGCUGAUGCAGCCUUACGACGACAUGUACCCGGGCUACUCGUACAACAACUGGGCGGCCAAGGGCCUGACGUCGGCGUCGCUCUCCACCAAGAGCUUCCCCUUCUUCAACUCCAUGAACGUGAACCCGCUCUCCUCGCAGAGCAUGUUCUCUCCGCCCAACUCCAUCUCCUCCAUGAGCAUGUCUUCCAGCAUGGUGCCCUCGGCUGUGGCAGGCGUCCCGGGCUCGGGCCUCAACGGCCUCAACAACUUGAACAACCUGAGCAACCCGUCGCUCAACUCGGCGGUGCCCACGCCGGCCUGCCCUUACGCCCCGCCGACCCCUCCCUACGUUUACCGGGACACGUGUAACUCCAGCUUGGCCAGCCUGAGACUCAAGGCCAAGCAGCACUCCAGCUUCGGCUACGCCAGCGUCCAGGCGCCGGCCUCCAACCUCAGCGCCUGCCAGUAUGCUGUGGACAGGCCAGUGUGAGAGAGGCCUUGGGCAGAGGACAGGGCUGUCCUGGCGUUCAGAAGACAAAGAGACACUCAAACCAUACAUUAGAAAAAAAUUACUGAGGAGAGUGGGGAGCAAAGAGGGCCAAUGCCACCCUGAACCAACCCUGGCAUCCAAGACAAUGGGGCACUGCUGAGAAACCCCCCACUUUCCCAUCAAGAGAAACAAAACACACCAAGAAGAGAAAGGGGAGGGAAGGGGUUGCAAAGGAUUUCUCUCUCCCUAAAUUGUGACCUUUCCCUUUGAAUUAUUAUUAUUAUUAUUAACAACAACCGAACCAAGUAUUUCCAACAGCUGCAAAGGACAUAGAUGAUAAAUAUAAAUAAAUAUAAAUAUAUAUAUAUAAACACGGACAAAAAAGAACCGUUUUGACUGGAUAUGGUAUGACAUUUUAAUGUUCCUAUAAGCUUGUUAUUUUUUAUGUUUAGCAUUGUUGACAUUGGGGGGAAAAGAAGUUUGGGAGGGGGCAAAUAAAUGGCGGGAAAGGAUGUAAAUAUAUCUAUGGAAAUGUCAAAUUAAUUUUAUAAAAGCAGUUGUUAGUCAUAUCUCCACAGUGUUUUCUUCUCUCUCUCUCUCUCUCUCAAAGUUAGGCUUUUGAAAUAAAGCAUGUUACACAAGAGAUUAGGGAUUUUUUUCUCUCUCUUUCUGUUUCUGUUUUCUUUUCCGCUUGCGAGCAAGGGAAUGUAUAUACUAAAUGCGACAUUGUAUGUUUCUAACAUAUUAUUAUUAUAAUUAAUUAAUUAUUAUUAUUAUUAUUAAAAAAAAGAACCCAAGUCCCAUUGUGUGAAUAUCGGUUUUAGAAUAGUACUUCUGGUGGAUGCAAUGGUGACUCUGAAACUGCAAUGUAAAACAUACCCUGUGUAUAACAUUUCGUAUAAUACUAGUGUUUUUUUUCCCUUUCCAGACAACAUUGGAAAAAAAUGUGUUUUCUUUCAUGGGAGUAAAAUAUACAGCAUACA